AGCGGUCUUUGACGGCGGAUAGUUCGCAGAGUACCAGGGAAACGCCAGGGUACAGUGACCUUUGACACACUCAGCAGUCGAAAUCAUGCUGAACGCAGGGAAACUUGCCGGGCGUACCCUGUUCAUCACUGGUGCCAGCCGUGGCAUUGGUAAAGCUAUUGCUGUGAAAGCAGCUCGAGAUGGUGCCAACAUCGUCAUUGCUGCCAAGACAGCCGAGCCUCAUCCAAAGCUACCAGGAACCAUCUACACAGCUGCAAAAGAGGUGGAGGACGCUGGUGGUAAGUGCCUACCCUGUGUCGUCGACAUCCAGCAUGAAGACCAGGUCAAGUCAGCCGUAGAGGAAGCUGUCAAGGCCUUCGGUGGAAUUGAUAUUCUCAUCAACAAUGCCAGUGCUAUCUCACUGACAGGAACAUUGGAAACUCCCAUGAAGAGAUACGACCUGAUGAACAAUAUCAACACAAGAGGGACAUACAUGGUAUCCAGAACAUGUAUACCCUAUCUCAAGGAGAGUAAUAACCCCCACAUCUUGAACCUGAGUCCACCACUCAGCAUGCAGUCCAAGUGGUUCCGGGGUCAUGUGGCCUAUUCCAUCGCAAAGUACGGUAUGUCCAUGUGUGUGUUGGGAAUGGCGGAUGAGUUUCAAUCUGAUGGUAUAGCGGUCAAUGCGCUUUGGCCAAGAACAGCCAUCUGGACUGCAGCCAUGAACAUGCUGGGGGGUGGUGAGGAUGCUCUUAGGAAGCAGUGUCGGACACCAGACAUCAUUGCUGAUGCAGCCUACGCCAUCCUGACAAAAGACAGCAGAUCCUACACGGGUAACUUUGCCAUGGAUGAAGACGUCUUGAAGGAGGCAGGGGUAACUGAUUUGGACCAGUAUGCCUGUGAACUGGGCCAUGACCUCCUUCCAGAUUUCUUCCUUCCUGACGAGGACCCGGUGGCUGUCAGGAAAAAAAUGGAGCAAGCUGGUAGCAAGCCGGCAUCCUCAGGAGCUGCUGGGAACCAGGUCGCUAAAGUGUUUGAGAGUAUUCAAGGAUUGCUAGGAGAAACUUAUGUGGCUAGCACAAAGGCAGUCUAUCAGUUUGAAUUGAAAGGUGAUGAAGCAGGUCAGUGGUACUUGGACCUCAAGAAUGGCGCAGGUAGUGCAGGCAGUGGGACACCACCAGAGGGCUCCCCCGACGUCACUAUGAGGAUGGAUUCCGUCGACUUCGUCAAGAUGUUCAAAGGAGAGCUUAAACCCACGGCAGCUUUCAUGUCAGGGAAGCUGAAGAUGGACGGAGACCUGAUGAAAGCCAUGAAGCUGGAGUCGCUGAUGAAGAACAUCCCUCCGGCUAAGUUAUAGAGGAAGGACUUCAUCUCGGCAAGAAGUGAUCAUUCAGAUUAAUAAGACAAGAUGGCGUCUGUAGUUCUGUUUGAUCUUGUCAGAAGGGGGGGGAGAGCUGAUAAUGAAUACUGAAAGUCAUCAACUGCUUCAGUCUUGAAUCUUGCGCGUCAGUGAUUUUGAGCAAAAGGUUAGUUUUUGUGUUUAGUUGCAUUCCAAUCAGUGUCGUUCUGAUCUCAUUAAAUACCAGCAGAAAAUUAUCCAGUUAAAAAUAAAGAAAACCCUGGAUUCUGAAACUGAAUCACAUUAAGCCUCAAAGGUACUCAUCAAUGAAGUGCAUCAGGAUCAUGCUUUAGGUUUCAUAAAAAUAGCUAUGCAGUUUUUGUUUUUGGACAUACACACUAUUAUGCUAUAGCUGCCUUGUUUCUUCAUGCAUGAAGCACAUUUAUUCAUGCUAAAUGUUUGUUCGUGCAUAAAGCUUUCCUUGCAUCUAUUGCAGCUGAUUGUGGUGGCACAAUUUCGUGGUGUUAAAUUUCAAGUUGGCAGAAGCAUCUGAAAAUCAAGAUUUUUCAUGAACAAUUUAAUUUCCAUUUGUCAUUCAAAUUUAUGGCAUUUAUUUACAGUUGGAUUUAUUUUUUCUUAGUGCAAAGCACGUUCAAUGCAAAAUAUUUGCUCUGAUUUGAUUGUGCAGGAAGAUGCAAGGGUGUUAGUUGUAGUUUCCUAGUUUUUGAGAAAUCCAGUGGCCUCUUGAUUUUUUUGAGACCUACGAAAAUUCUUUUUUCCACGUUUUCGUUGAAACCAAGUUUCAGAGACAAUUUCUAACAUGGUCACGUUCCUUCCACAAUUUGAAAUACACAGAAAGGACCAUAACAGUGUUUAAAGAAGAAUAUUUGAGUUUUCAGACCAAUAAAGACACAGAAACAAAAACUAA
Acanthaster planci (crown-of-thorns starfish) is the source of this 2246-nucleotide messenger RNA. Its product is annotated as hydroxysteroid dehydrogenase-like protein 2. Gene Ontology annotation, cellular component: mitochondrion. Lineage: Eukaryota; Metazoa; Echinodermata; Asteroidea; Valvatida; Acanthasteridae. The record is from RefSeq and is a predicted model, not a curated record.